This is a messenger RNA of Limulus polyphemus (Atlantic horseshoe crab), 5807 nucleotides long. RefSeq names its product cytoplasmic aconitate hydratase-like. The record is from RefSeq and is a predicted model, not a curated record. Gene Ontology annotation, biological process: tricarboxylic acid cycle; citrate metabolic process. Gene Ontology annotation, cellular component: mitochondrion; cytosol. Lineage: Eukaryota; Metazoa; Arthropoda; Merostomata; Xiphosura; Limulidae. Gene Ontology annotation, molecular function: 4 iron, 4 sulfur cluster binding; aconitate hydratase activity. The transcript has a single exon. The coding region runs from base 40 to 2742 and encodes 900 amino acids.
GAGCGGUUACGUGUAGAUGCUUAGUUUUCGAAGGUCGUAAUGGCGAUGUACAUGGCCUCUAAUCCUUUUAACCAUCUCUUGAAACCACUGAAUAUCGACGGACAGAAAUAUAAGUAUUAUGAUUUAGUGGGCUUGCAAGAUGAACGCUACAACCGACUUCCGUACAGUAUUCGCGUUUUACUAGAAGCUGCAAUUCGAUGUUGUGAUAACUUCCAUGUAAAACAGGAAGAUGUGCAGAAUAUACUUGCAUGGGAGAUCAAUCAGCAAAGUGAAUCAGGUGUUGAAGUCCCCUUCAAACCGUCCCGUGUUAUUUUGCAAGAUUUCACGGGUGUCCCUGCUAUAGUAGACUUUGCAGCAAUGCGCGAUGCUGUAAAGAAACUUGGAGGAAAUCCAGAGAAAAUAAAUCCACUUUGUCCAGCUGAUCUAGUUAUUGAUCAUUCGGUGCAAGUAGACUUUACGAGGUCGGGAGAUGCACUCCAGAAAAAUCAGACACUAGAAUUUGAACGUAAUAAAGAAAGAUUUGUUUUCCUGAAAUGGGGAGCGAAAGCUUUCAAAAACACAAUGAUUGUACCACCAGGUUUAGGUAUAGUACAUCAGAUUAACUUGGAAUUUCUUGGUCGUGUGGUGUUUAAUACCGAAGGCUUGUUAUAUCCAGACAGUCUUGUUGGAGCAGAUUCUCACACAACAAUGAUAAAUGGUUUGGGAAUUGUGGGUUGGGGAGUUGGAGGAAUUGAAGCUGAAGCUGUUAUGCUUGGACAAGCAAUUUCCAUGGUUCUUCCAAAAGUUGUUGGCUAUCGUUUAGUUGGAAAAGUAAACUCAUAUGUGACAUCAACAGAUGUUGUUUUGACAGUAACAAAGCAUUUGCGACAGGUAGGAGUUGUUGGUAAGUUUGUUGAGUUCUUUGGACCAGGUGUUGAAGAACUGUCCAUUGCCGACCGUGCUACCAUAGCAAAUAUGUGUCCCGAGUAUGGUGCAACUAUAGGUUAUUUUCCAGUGGAUGAAAAGAGCCUUUUGUACUUAAAACAGACUGGAAGAAAUGAUAAAAUGCUAAAGUAUAUUGAGGGUUACUUGAAAGCUGUGAAAAUGUUCCGCAAUUACAGAAAUACUGAUGAAGACCCCGUGUUUUCUGAAGUUGUAGAAUUGGAUUUGGGCAGUGUGGUUCCAUGCGUGAGUGGUCCCAAACGGCCACACGAUAAGGUGCCCAUUUCUGAGAUGAAGAAAGAUUUCCUUCAAGGUUUGACCAAUAAAAUUGGAUUCAAAGGUUAUGGCAUUCCCCACAGUAAGCUCGAUGUUCAAGUACCAUUUGAGUAUGAUAAUAAGAAGUUUAUUUUAAAGCAUGGUUCUGUUGUUAUUGCAGCAAUCACCAGUUGUACAAAUACUAGUAACCCUUCAGUUAUGUUAGGUGCUGGGUUGUUAGCAAAAAAAGCUGUUGAGAAAGGUUUGUCAGUGUUACCGUACAUAAAAACCAGCAUGUCUCCUGGAAGUGGAGUGGUAACAUACUAUUUAAAGGAGAGUGGUGUGACCAAGUAUUUUGAAAAGUUGGGAUUUGAUACGGUUGGAUAUGGUUGUAUGACUUGUAUUGGAAACAGUGGCCCCCUUCCUGGACCAGUUGUGGAAGCCAUUGAAACUGGAGAUAUUGUGGCAUGUGGAAUCCUUUCGGGGAACAGGAACUUCGAAGGAAGAAUCCACCCUAACACAAGAGCGAAUUACCUUGCUUCUCCACUUCUUGUUGUUGCAUAUGCAAUUGCUGGCACAGUUGUUAUAGAUUUUGAAACUGAGCCAAUAGGUCAAGGUUCAACAGGAGAAGAUGUAUAUUUGAAGGAUAUUUGGCCUUCACAUCAAGAGAUUCAAGAAGUAGAACAGAAGUUUGUGAUCCCUGCUAUGUUCACUGAGGUGUAUGCUAAGAUUCAAAAUGGUAAUGAAAAAUGGAAUGCUCUCCAAGCUCCUGAUGGAUUGUUAUAUCCGUGGGAUGAAAAGUCAACUUAUAUAAAGUCUCCACCCUUUUUUAACGACAUGACUAAAGACCUUCCCUCUAUACGUGGGAUAGAAAAUGGUCAUGUUCUCUUGCUUCUUGGUGAUUCUGUUACAACUGAUCACAUUUCUCCCGCUGGAAGUAUUUCUCGAAGUAGUCCAGCUGCACGUUAUUUGUCAGAAAGAGGUAUAACCCCUCGAGAGUUCAAUUCUUAUGGUGCUCGUCGAGGCAAUGAUGCUGUAAUGGCUCGUGGCACAUUUGCCAAUAUUCGUCUUGUUAAUAAAUUAAUUGGAAAAGCUGGUCCAAAAACCAUUCAUCAUCCUUCCCAAGAACAAAUGGAUGUGUUUGAUGCUGCUGAGAAAUACCUAUCAGAAAACAUCCCUCUUAUUAUUAUUGCAGGAAAGGAUUAUGGUUCAGGAUCAUCUCGUGAUUGGGCUGCAAAAGGGCCGUAUCUGUUAGGAGUUCGUGCUGUUAUAGCUGAAAGCUUUGAACGCAUUCAUCGCAGUAACCUAGUGGGCAUGGGGAUCAUACCAUUACAGUUUGUGCCGGGAGAGAACGCAGAAACCUUGGGUCUAACCGGGAAGGAAACUUAUUUCAUUUCUCUUCCAGAUAACGUACGUGCCGGGCAAACAAUUCCAGUGAACAUAAAGGAUGGUCGCAGCUUCAACGUUAUUGUGCGUUUCGAUACAGAAGUGGAGCUGACAUAUUUUCAUCAUGGUGGAAUUCUUCAUUACAUGGUGCGCAAGAUGUUGGAAAACAAUGAACUAUGAGCGACUCGUUUUGUUUACUCAGUCUGUAACUGAAACCACUAGUUUCAGACUACAGUUCAGCUGGCUUGAAGCAAGUAUGCAUGCUUAAUGUUACGCCUUAACAACAACAAAUCUUACAUGUCAGUACAGGAUUCAUAUCAGAUUAUUUUUGUUAAAGUAAUAAAUUAUCCUUACUCACUUUAGAUUAUUAAAACUUAAGUAGAACUGAUGAUGAAUAAGGCAGGAUUCAAGCAAACUGAAUUUAGUGUACAGAUAUGAAAAUAUUGUCAACAGCAAAAGAAUGCAACUAGCGAAAUAAUGUAUUCUAAUCUUUAUAUAGUUGGAAUAUUGUUAGUUGUAUUAGUUGCUAGAUAUAUACUGAUACAGCUUGCUUUAGUCCGAAGUUAAUGGUAAUUUUAUUUUCUCUGAUCAUAAAAUUCUGUGUUUUAUAUAAAACUGUGUCUUCUCUCCAUACAAUGUUAAUAAUUGGCUCAAUUUUUUUUUAUAAUUAAGCUAAAACCAAAAAGAUUUUCGAAAAAUAGAAAGCCCUCUACAGUUAUAGUUUUGUAUAUAGUCUCCAUAUAAAAAAAAAUCACUUGUCAAGAAAUAAAAAUCUAUUAUUCCAUCAAGAAAGUAUUGAUAUGGAAGACAUUUAACAAAACUACUGCGUGUAUGUUUCACACUUUGGUCUUUUUUUCUCAGGUCUUUUUGCCCAAUUGAAAAAUUUGCUCAUUCUAAUCUAGUUGUAGAAAUGAUGAAAAGUGUCCAAAUGUUCAUGUGUCGUUAAAAGUACGGAUGAUAUUAGUAAGUAUAAAAAAUUAGAUUCAUUUAAUGUUGGAAUGAUAAAACUGACCAAUUUAUUAAUGUCAACAUUUUUAUGAACAUGAUAUUCAUGUGUUUAUUACAUCUUAGUAGCGAUAAAGGGAAAUGUACAGUUUUAAAAGUUUAAGUAACAUCUGAACCUUUUUCCAUAAAAAUAUUAAUAUUUAUUUACUUUGUACUAUAAAGAGCAAAGUUUUACAGAAAAUUAGUUUUCUAUACUUCAGUGAGAAAUCUCCAUCCUGUGUGGUUGUAGUUUGGCAACUGAAAGCAGUUAGAUAUUUAUAUAAAGUUUGUUAUUAUUUUGACAGAUGAUGUGUAAAUUGUUUGUGUACAUGAAUUCUUCAUGUUCUAAAAUACUGAUGAGAUAAUUUUUAUAGUUCUAGUUUUAAAUCUUCUAUAUGAUUUAAACUUAUAGAAGCAAACUAUAAAGGUAAUCGGUUAUAGUUGGCAUAAGAUAUUAAAAUUAGGCUUAUUGUGUCUUAACGCUACAGUCUUCGUUCGUUUUCAAGAUGUAGGUAUUGGCCAUCGUGAAAAAGCUAACACACAAAAGAUUACCAAUAAAUAGCUAGAUUUCAAAAGACCCUUUGUGUAGUUGUAGUAUUUCAACCACACCUUUGUGUUAAAAAUAUUAUAAGCCUAAUACUUUUAUGUUAUGACACCUUUGGUUAUAAUCAUGUUUCUUUAGCAAAGGUGUUCACAACAUGACAACUAUUAUUCAAAAUAUGAAUAAGUUAGGGUUAUUUAGAUGUUAUUAGUGUUAGGGUUAGUAUUUUAUAUUUGAAUAUCAGGGUUAAAAGAAAAAAAAUUGAAAUCUUAGGAGUUUGCUUGUAGGCUGAUUUGCAUAAAUACGUUAAAUGAGUGUACUUAUAAAACUACAGUGUAUGUUAAUAAUUCUUUUAUUAAAAUGUAACUUUUAAAUAGGUAAAUAUUUUUACAAACAAUUAUAGGUCAUAACGAUAAAGUUAAUAUAACAUUAAGAUUUAAAUCAUAAAAUAUUUUAUCAUAACUCAUUCUAUUUGCAUGCUGUUGAUUUUUCCGUCAAAGAAAUGUUAGUGUUAAUAAAUUUAAAAUUUUAGAUAUAUAUAUAUAUUAUUAACUUCUUGUAGUUUAUCUCAACAGUUGGAUGGCCAGUUCUCAGACACUGUAUCAGGUUACCUCACUUGUCAACCAUGUAAAGUAGUUCAUGAUUUCUGUCUUUCACCACUCCCGUAUUUUGUAACCAUGUGUUUGUGAAGUAUAUCCAGUUUUUCGUGAAUGGGAUGAACCUAAACUACUUUAAAGUAUUUAUAAUUUUUUCAUAUCAACUGUGUGAUUAAAUGAAAUAGUAAAAUAGUUACCAAAAUAUCUUUAUUGUACUUACAUAAUAUACAUUGAAGUCAGCAACUUAAGAUGUUGAAAUAUGGAGAAUUAGCUAAAAAACCUACAAGGUUUGGCCAUUUCUAUAAUGAUUACUAACACAUUCCAGUCUGAUCGUAGUAUAGAAUUUGAUACAGAUUAAACAUUUCAAAUUAAUAUAUGAUUGUGGACUUACCAAAUUAUGCAGGUGUAUAAUAUUUAUUUCUGUAGGGGGGGGGGGGAUUUCUUAAUAUAAUCAGUCUAAUUUUCUUGUAUAGAAUGUAAUUGUGCUAUUUUUUUUGCAUAUUUGGUAUGGAGGGGGGGGGAUGAAGAAAAUAUUCAUUUAUUAUUCAUGAAUGUAUUGAGAGUUUAAUAUUUUAUCACUGGUCGUUGUUGGUUUUAUAUAGAUGCACACACCUGUAUACACGUGCUCACAGAACUUGUUCUUUAUAUAAUUCAAGUAUAAAACUUGUCAGUAUACAAUGUGUUGUUUCUGGAAUAAUUUCCUUGUCUGCUAAAGGAAUAACUUUGGUGUUUUUCCUCAAAGCAUACAGACAAAUAACCCUUUAAUUUCCUGUUUCAACAGACCUUUAAGACAUCUGAAAUAUAUAUUUAGCUGUAAGCAAUUUGUCAAACUAUACAGCAUGUGCACACGCACACACACACAUAUAUAUAUACGAGGUAAAUAUUGAUUAGUUAGGCAACUACCAAGGUUUAUGUUUUUUAUAUUACUUAUUUUAUGUAAGCUAGCAGUCGAAGAUAUAUUACUAAAACAGGUUUCAUUGUGACAGUGAACAACUUAUGGUUUGUGAUUGGAAAAACAAAAAUAUGUACGUCUGUGCAGCAUAUAUCACAAUCUUAUGUUGUUGUUUGAUAUAUGUUACUGGAUAUCCAUAUAGAAAAUAAAUGUAAUUUUUACAAUUAUUGUA